GCUACACACAGGUUCACGUGAGGCUUGCAUUUGUACAGAGAGCGAAAGCGAUGACCUCCGCUGGUCUCCAGAUUCUGGGCAUCGUCCUGGCUCUUAUCGGUUGGCUAGGGGACAUUGUCAUCUGUGCGUUCCCCAUGUGGAAGGUGACUGCUUUCAUAGGCAACAACAUUGUGACAGCGCAGAUGUUCUGGGAAGGCCUGUGGAUAAACUGCAUGACGCAGAGCACAGGCCAGACGCAGUGUAAAGUCUACGAUUCCAUGCUAGUGCUCCCUCAGGACCUCCAGGCCGCCAGAUCUCUGGUGAUCAUCUCCAUCCUCGUGGCCCUGAUCGGCAUCCUGCUCUCCAUGGCAGGGGGAAGUGCACAACCUGCGGUCGAGGAGGCCAAGUCUAAGGUGGCCAUUGCAUCUGACAUGUUUUUCCUGGUCUCUGGCGUCCUCUGCCUGAUCCCCGUGUCCUGGUCAUCCAACAUCAUUAUCAGGGACUUCUACAACCCGCUGCUCACCGACCCGCAGAGGAGAGAGCUGGGAGCUUCACUGUUCAUCGGAUGGGGCUCUGCUGGCCUAAUGCUCAUCGGAGGCGCACUUCUCUGCUGCCAGUCUCCCCAGCGUGAGGAGAGUGUGUACUCUACCAAAUAUUCUGCCCCUCGCUUCACUGCCAGUGGAAGGGCCCAUGUCUGACAGAUUAACACUUACAUUGAACCGUGUUUUAAUAUGGACAUUUCAUGCUUGUGUAGUCUGAACGUGGGUAAAUCUGUUUCUCAACACUUGACUAGGAUGAUUUGAAUAUUUUAGCUUAACAGCUUCAUUGCUUUAAUAAAUUAUAUUUUAAUGCUUAUCAUUCGUUCUUGAAUUGUAACAUUUGAAGAAUUUUAGGCUAGGUCUCAUGGUAUAGUUAACUUGCGUGUCUGUCACAAUCUGCUCAUGGUCAACUCCAAUCGGCCUAUUAGGCGACAGUAUACUAAUCCCCCCCCAAAGCAGACAAAUGUAAGUAGGCAACUCAAUGGUUCUGUGGCGUUAUUUGUUGUGCAGACUUGACAGAACCACACCGGCGACAACUUUUCUGUAUCUUUACUCAAUGAGCACAGUGCUUAAAAGUAACUGCAAGUACAACUCAUACAGACAAACUAUACUUGUGCCUAUUAGUUCAAGUAAAAGUGAAAAGAGUUUGCAGUCUAACAUAAAAAAAGUUAAAAUUUUCUGCUUUGACAAUUUCUCAGAUUGCACUCAAUUCAAUGUGAUAAGGAUGUACAUCUGUCUGCUAUAAAAUGGUAUCUGUUCUCUAAAUCAAAUGGACACGAUGUGACUGUCUUGAAUACAAAGGGUGAACUGGUACAAUUUCCUCCUGAGUCAGUAACAGGGCUUUGGGUGACAUGUCAGUUUGAAUUGAACUUGAACUUUGAGGCAGAAUUUAAAUUACUUACGCUCCAUUAGCUAGCCCUUCAUCUGACAUAAAUGU
Molecule: messenger RNA, 1455 nt
Organism: Oncorhynchus kisutch (coho salmon)
Lineage: Eukaryota; Metazoa; Chordata; Actinopteri; Salmoniformes; Salmonidae
Product: claudin-like protein ZF-A89
Exons: 1
Coding region: 51-677 (208 amino acids)
Cellular component (GO): membrane; bicellular tight junction
Molecular function (GO): structural molecule activity
Source: RefSeq, a predicted model, not a curated record